Messenger RNA from Quercus lobata, 2339 nucleotides. RefSeq lists its product as uncharacterized. The record is from RefSeq and is a predicted model, not a curated record. The coding region runs from base 142 to 2325 and encodes 727 amino acids. Lineage: Eukaryota; Viridiplantae; Streptophyta; Magnoliopsida; Fagales; Fagaceae. The transcript has 3 exons.
GGCAGUUUUUGAGUUCAGCAAAGUUCAAACCCAUGCAUAUAUCUACAAGAUAGCUAGGGAACCCCUUGUCACUUGGGAAGAUUGAAAACCAGCAAAAGCUCUAAUACAUUAGUUACAGUGGGCAGCAGUUUGAAUUUGACAAUGAUGUUAAAGUUGUUCGACAUUUUCUCACAGAGAUUGAGAAGAAUUUUCGGUGAACGGGAGAUACAGGCUAUGGUUGUACUUAGCCUUACCUUUCAAACCAUCCUCAUCGUGAUGGGAUAUAGGAGAAAGGUUUCAACCAGCAACAACCUCAUCCUCCUCCUUUGGAGUUCCUACCUGUUAGCAAGCUGGUUUGCAACAGUCUCGUUGAGUAUAAUCUCCAGCAAUUUAGGAAAUGCCGAAAAUAAGCCAAUUGAUACAAAGCUUGUCAUAACAUCAUUCUGGGCUCCAUUUUUUCUCUUGCACCUUGCUGGUCCAGACACCAUUACAGCAUACUCCUUGGAAGACAAUGCAUUGUGGCGGAGGCACGCCUUAACACUAGCUAGCCAGGUAGGAGUGACUUUGUUUGUCAUCAUCAGAGCUUGGGAAAAUACCGUGCUUAAUAUUCUUGCAGUUACAAUGAUGAUUCCGGGGAUAAUUAAGAUUGGGGAGAGAAUCUGGGUUUUGAGGUCCGCGAGCAGUGAAAACUUUAAAGCAACGACGCUACGUCGUCCUGAUCCAGGUCCCAAUUAUGCCAGAUACAUGGAAGAAUACCGCUCGAAGAAAGAGGAGGGGUUCGACGUUACAUCAGGUACAUUCAUUGAAGCUCCUAUUGUAUCAGACAUUUCCAUUCCAAAGCCAGCAAAUGCCAAAAUUGCUGAUGCACACUCUCUUCAUUGUGCCUAUGAAUUGUUCAAGACUUUCAAGCAGCUAUUUUCUGAUCUCAUCCUGAGCAUCCAAGAUAUAAAGAACAGCCAAUCCUUCUUUCAAAAAGUACAAUUUGAAGAAGCUUUCAAAGUGAUUGAGGUUGAGCUAGGAUUCAUGUACGAUGUGUUUUACACAAAGGCUUACAAGGUUUAUUCCCUAGUGGGUGGCAUUCUACGUCUUAUCAGUUUCUCGUCUACCGUGAUUGUGCUUUUGGUUUUCGCCAUUGUAGUUGAUGACAAGAGUGUCUACUCAAGAGAGGAGAGAAUGGUCACUUAUGUUUUGCUGGGUGGAGCCAUCUUCCUAGAGAUAUAUUCAGUGUUGAUAUUACUUACCUCAGACUGGUCAAUGCUUUGGUUGAGUAAGCACAAGACUGCAAUGGUGGAUCUCUGGUACAAUUCCAUUUCAUCAGUUCCAUUAUUGGUUCCAAAAAAGAGGUGGUCCAAUACCAUGGGACAAUACAACCUAAUAACAUAUUGCCUUCAUCGCAAGAAAGUGAAGAAACCCGCUUGCGGUGCUAUCCAGAGGUUCUUAUUUCAUUAUGAGUUGUUAGAGAAGCAUCGAUAUGAAAAGUCAAUGGAUGUUCCUGUGGAUUUGAAGAAAUUGAUAUUUGAGCACCUUCUAGAGAAAUCGAAGUUUGCCUUAGAACUUAAGGUUUGCAAGGAAUUAUGUGCUUGUAGGGGUGAGCGGGUUCUUAAACUUGCAAAAUGCCUUGAUUGCAUUAACAAAGAAAAGAAUAAAAAACAAAAUGAGGACGUUGAAGUAGAAUCUGAGAAGGUUCCUAAAGAUGCAAAAUGCUUUUAUGAACUGAGCAAAGAAAAUCGUAAAACACUCCAAGACAGCGUUGAGGCAGAAUUUGACCAAAGCAUUCUUCUCUGGCAUAUUGCAACAACCCUAUGUUAUUAUUUUGAUUGGAACACAAACUCAAACAACUCUGUUAAUUGUCCAAAUUAUGAAGCCAGCAAGUCAUUAUCUGACUAUAUGCUAUAUCUUCUAGUCAUGCGUCCUAUUUUGCUGCCUAAUGGGAUUGAACAAAUCAGGUUCCAAGACACAUGCGCUGAGGCCGAUGAAUUUUUCUCAGAAAGAAAAUCUAUAUUUGAUGAAAACCAAGCAUGCAUAAAGUUACUUGAAGUGAGCACUGAAAUUCCUCCAUCUAUAGUGAAAGGAGAUAGAAGCAAGUCGGUGCUAUUCGAUGGAUGUAGGCUCGCUAAAUCAUUGCAAUGCAUGGAGUAUCAAAAGAAGUGGGAGUUGGUAAGUCAUGUAUGGGUUGAAAUGUUGUGUUAUGCUGCGACAAAGUGUCGAUGGAACCAUCAUGCUCAGCAGCUCAUCCGAGGCGGAGAGCUAUUCACUCAUUUCUGGCUUCUUAUGUCGCAUCUUGGUAUAACUGAGCAGUUUCAAAUUUCCAAGGGCCAUGCAAGGGCUAUGUUGGUUGUGCAUUGAAUAAGAUUUUAUAG